Molecule: messenger RNA, 2882 nt
Organism: Sceloporus undulatus (fence lizard)
Lineage: Eukaryota; Metazoa; Chordata; Lepidosauria; Squamata; Phrynosomatidae
Gene: MCM6
Product: minichromosome maintenance complex component 6
Exons: 17
Coding region: 84-2567 (827 amino acids)
Biological process (GO): mitotic DNA replication; DNA replication initiation; double-strand break repair via break-induced replication
Cellular component (GO): MCM complex; nucleus
Molecular function (GO): single-stranded 3'-5' DNA helicase activity; single-stranded DNA binding; ATP binding
Source: RefSeq, a predicted model, not a curated record
GAGGCCUCUGAUUGGACGCGGCGCGCCACGCGGGCUGGGCUGGUGGCGCGAAUCCUGCUGGCCAUUGUCCGGAGCGAAUAGCGAUGGACCUGGGAGUGGAGGCUGGCUUGGCUGCGGCGGCUGCUGCGGCGGCCCUGAAGCAGAUCCGGGAUGAAGUGGCCGAGAAGUGCCAGAAGCUCUUCCAGGACUUCCUCGAGGAGUUUCAAAACAGUGAUGGCGAAGUUAAAUACUUGAGAGAUGCAGAGGAGUUGAUCCGUCCUGAGAGAAACACCUUAAUUGUAAGCUUUGAGGAUCUGGAACAGUUCAAUCAACAGCUUGCUACCACAAUCCAGGAAGAGUUCUAUAGAGUCUAUCCUUUUUUGUGCCGAGCUGUGAAAACCUUUGCCAGAGACCAUGGAAAUGUUCCCCUCAACAAGGACUUCUAUGUGGCUUUCCAAGACCUACCAACUCGACACAAAAUUCGAGAAAUGACAUCAGCUCGAAUUGGAUCACUUAUGCGUAUUAGUGGACAGGUGGUUCGUACCCAUCCUGUUCACCCGGAGCUUGUAAGUGGAACUUUCCUGUGUCUGGAUUGCCAAACAGUGAUAAAAGAUGUGGAGCAACAAUUCAAGUACACACAACCCAACAUCUGCAGAAACCCUGUGUGUGCCAAUAGGAAACGGUUCCUUCUAGACACCAACAAAUCACGAUUUGUUGACUUUCAAAAGGUUCGUAUUCAGGAAACUCAGGCUGAACUCCCUCGGGGGAGCAUUCCUCGUAGUGUUGAAGUGAUCCUACGUGCUGAAGCUGUAGAAUCAGCUCAGGCUGGUGACAAAUGUGACUUCACAGGUUCCCUCAUUGUUGUGCCUGAUGUGGCUCAGCUUUCCACCCCAGGUGUGCGAGCAGAAACUAGUUCUCGUGUGAGCGGGAAGGAAGGUUAUGAAACUGAAGGCAUCAGAGGACUUCGUGCCCUGGGAGUCAGAGAGUUAUCCUAUAAAUUGGUCUUUCUAGCAUGUUAUGUUGCACCAACAAACCCACGGUUUGGUGGCAAAGAGCUGCGGGAUGAGGAGCAGACUGCAGAAAGCAUUAAAAACCAGAUGUCAGUAAAGGAGUGGGAAAAAGUGUUUGAAAUGAGCCAGGAUAAAAAUCUUUAUCACAACCUUUGCACCAGCCUCUUUCCUACCAUACACGGUAAUGAUGAAGUGAAGCGAGGGAUCCUUCUUAUGCUGUUCGGUGGAGUUCCUAAAACAACAGCGGAAGGAACCUCCUUGCGUGGUGACAUCAAUGUCUGUAUUGUUGGUGACCCAAGUACUGCCAAGAGUCAGUUUCUUAAGCACGUGGAGGAAUUCAGUUCCCGAGCUGUCUACACCAGCGGAAAGGCCUCCAGUGCUGCUGGCUUAACAGCUGCUGUCGUGAAAGAUGAAGAGUCCCAUGAAUUUGUCAUUGAAGCUGGAGCUCUGAUGUUGGCAGACAAUGGAGUGUGCUGCAUUGAUGAAUUUGACAAAAUGGAGAUGAGAGAUCAAGUUGCCAUUCAUGAAGCAAUGGAACAGCAGACCAUAUCCAUUACUAAAGCAGGAGUCAAGGCUACUUUAAAUGCCAGAACCUCCAUUUUGGCAGCAGCAAAUCCGGUCGGUGGACGCUAUGACAGAGCAAAGUCUUUGAAACAAAACAUAAACCUGUCAGCCCCCAUCAUGUCUAGAUUUGAUCUCUUCUUCAUUCUUGUCGAUGAAUGCAAUGAGGUUACAGACUACGCCAUUGCUAGGCGCAUUGUGGAUCUUCAUUCUAGGAUUGAAGAAUCAAUUGAUCGUAUUUAUACAUUAGAUGAUAUCCGAAGAUACCUUCUGUUUGCCAGGCAGUUUAAACCAAAGAUUUCCAAAGAAUCAGAAGAUUUUAUAGUUGAGCAGUAUAAGCGCUUACGGCAGCGAGAUGGCUCUGGCAUUACAAAAUCAUCUUGGAGGAUCACAGUGCGCCAGCUGGAAAGCAUGAUCCGGCUGUCAGAAGGCAUGGCACGGAUGCACUGCUGUGAUGAGGUUCAUCCAAAACAUGUGAAGGAAGCCUUCAGGUUAUUAAAUAAGUCUAUCAUCCGAGUUGAAACUCCAGAUAUCAACUUAGACCAAGAUGAGGAAGAGCAGCCCAUGGAAGAGUCUGAGGCCCAGGAUGGAGACACUGGAAGUGGAGAACCUGUUGCUGUUAAUGGUUUGGUAAAUGGCACAAAUGGCCAUGCAGAUGAUUUGAACAAAGAGUCAACAUCCAAGGCAUCUUUAAGGCUAAGUUUCCCUGAAUAUCGCAGAAUCUCUAAUCUCAUUGUGAUGCAUCUAAGAAAAUCAGAAGAAGAAGAUGAUGAAGCCUCCUUAAAAAAGAGUGAGCUUAUCAACUGGUACUUAAAGGAAAUUGAGUCAGAAAUAGAUUCUGAAGAAGAGCUCAUCAAUAAAAAGAAGAUAAUAGAAAAAGUUAUCCAUCGUCUUACACAUUACGACCACAUUUUAAUUGAGCUCACUCAGACAGGAUUGAAAGAUUCAGAAGAAGGACAGAGCUUUGACGAGGAUCCCUUUCUUGUAGUUAACCCUAACUACUUGUUGGAAGAUUAGGGAUUAAGGAGCAAUUCUACAGCAUCAACAUACCAUUUUAUUACUAGAACCCAUUACUCGCUUUCUGAUGCAUGUCAGCAUUGUACAUAGAUUACUAAUCUGAAAAAGCUUGGUCACUUAAUUCACUUACCUUCUCUUUUUAAAAAAAAACUUUUAUAUAGUCUUUGGCUGACUUGCAGCUUCUUUGUUUUUUACUUAAAAAGAAUUUCUUAAAUAAUGUUUCUGUAGCAUGAUUCUAUACUUUAGGUUUUUCUUUCAACUCUUUAUUUGUGUUAAAUAAAUACAUAUUGUGUCAAAUAAAGCCUUAUCUCUGUC